AUGAGCUCUACCUCUGCUGCUUCACGCAAGGCUUUGAGUAAGAUUGCAUGCAAUCGGCUACAGAAAGAGCUUACGGAAUGGCAGGUGAAUCCGCCGUUGGGUUUCAAGCACAAAGUAACGGAUAAUCUGCAGAGAUGGGUAAUCGAAGUCAACGGUGCACCGGGGACUCUGUACGCAGGUGAAACGUAUCAACUACAGGUGGAUUUUCCGGAGCAUUACCCAAUGGAAGCGCCUCAGGUUAUAUUUAUACCUCCAGCCCCACUUCACCCUCACAUUUAUAGCAAUGGGCAUAUAUGUCUGGAUAUUUUGUAUGACUCGUGGUCGCCGGCUAUGACUGUUAGUUCGAUUUGCAUCAGCAUUCUCUCCAUGUUAUCGAGCUCGCCUGCCAAGCAACGUCCGACAGACAAUGAUCGCUAUGUGAAGAACUGUAGGAACGGAAGAUCUCCGAAGGAGACGAGAUGGUGGUUCCAUGAUGAUAAAGUGUAA
Molecule: messenger RNA, 486 nt
Organism: Fraxinus pennsylvanica
Lineage: Eukaryota; Viridiplantae; Streptophyta; Magnoliopsida; Lamiales; Oleaceae
Source: the annotation of a GenBank genome assembly